AUGCUGCAGCAAGAUCUCCUAGACACCCUGUUCUUGAAUCGAAAGGCUCUGGCGGACGUUGGAGGGACGGAGACUGGGGCAGCAACGAGCGCCACAGAGGGAGGCAACAACGCGGCGGUGGUGACGGCGACGACAGCUCUCACGAUGAACAAGGACAUUGGCGGCCCAGACGCCACCGGCGGGGAAAAGUGCCCCGUCGACCACCGGAGUAGAGAGGCUUGGAUGGCACAGGCGAAAGCUGCACAGAAGGCACAGGAGAUCCAGGACACACAGACACAACCUCAGACAUCACCGACCUCGAAACCUACGAGUUCGACAUGGCAGUGGCCACGGAUACCAUUCCUCUCCUCUAAGACAUCAUCAACAGACCAACAACUACCAUCAUCACCACAACAACCACAUCAGCAACAGCCACAACGGCCAGGCGGCCCCCUCGGCACCGACCGCGUCGUCUCCACGAUCCCGCGCUCCCACUCGGCCGGCGCCACAAGCAGCGCGUGCCCCGUGAACCACGAGACGGAGACGGGCGCCGACGCCAAGACGGGCAACUGGGUGUACCCGAGCGAGAAGAUGUUCUUCGACGCCAUGAAGCGCAAGGGCCACGACACGCGCGCCCAGGACAUGAAGACGGUCGUGCCCAUCCACAACGCCGUCAACGAGCGGGCCUGGAAGGAGAUCCGCGAGUGGGAGCGGCCCUAUGCGUCCUCCACUUGCCCCCAAGGACCCAUGCUCUACUCCUUCACCGGCCUCAGCACGACAAUGUCCCCCAAGGCCCGCCUCAACACCCUCCUCGGCUACACCGCCCCCUUCGACAGGCACGACUGGGUCGUCGACCGCUGCGGCACAAAGGUCGAGUACGUCAUCGACUUCUACGCCGGCCGGCCUGAUGCCGCGAGGGCCGGGGGCAAGCCGAGUUUCUACCUGGACGUGAGGCCGAAACUCAAUACCUGGGAGGGCAUCAAGAUGAGGGCCAGUAGGGCCGUUGGGUUGUAG
Molecule: messenger RNA, 993 nt
Organism: Diaporthe amygdali
Lineage: Eukaryota; Fungi; Ascomycota; Sordariomycetes; Diaporthales; Diaporthaceae
Product: cytochrome c1 heme lyase
Exons: 2
Coding region: 1-993 (330 amino acids)
Biological process (GO): cytochrome c-heme linkage
Cellular component (GO): mitochondrion
Molecular function (GO): holocytochrome-c synthase activity
Source: RefSeq, a predicted model, not a curated record